Meloidogyne enterolobii is the source of this 426-nucleotide messenger RNA. NCBI's taxonomy places the organism in Eukaryota, Metazoa, Nematoda, Chromadorea, Rhabditida, Meloidogynidae. The record is from the annotation of a GenBank genome assembly.
AUGCCUGACAAAUCUAUAGACGAACAACUUCUGGCUGGUGCUUUUCUUGAUCUUGAACUUAACCUUAAACAAGAAAUUCGUCAAAAUAGUGCUGUAGAGCUGGCCAAACUGGCCAAAUAUCAUAAGCAAAAGGAGAAUCAAUUAAUGCUGAUUGAGGAAAAGAUUGACCGCCUUAUAACGAAUCGCGAGGACGGCAAAUUUGCUUAUUUAAAGAAGAGACUUGGUUGGAACACAAAAACGGCUGAAUUUAGUCGUCAAAGUUUUCAAUGUGGUAAAAUUAAGGAUGCUCGACAGUAUGAAGGCCGUGGCAACUCAAACACUGAGCGUUGGAACGAAGUGGUUCUUUUAUUUUUUCUUUUAUGCUGUGUACACGAGCGCAUGCUCCGUAGGAUGGGGGUCUCAGAAUUUUCACUCUUUUAUAGUUAA